UUCUCGCGCAAUCGUACGCUUUUGAAUGGUCAAAAUCAUAAUCUUUGUUAUUUUGGCACUGCGUAUACAUACAAUCUUAUACACAAUAAGGUAAAACGCGCAUAAUUGUACUCCACCGAUAACUAAUAUCCCUAUAACUCCAGGCAACAAGAAGCUGAAGAUGAACUCAAUGUCGUGUUGAAAGAACUAAGAACAAAACAAAAAAUGUUAGCUGAUGUAGAAGAACGUCUACAAAAACUCGAAGACAUUUACGACCAGAGCGUUUCAGAAAAGAACAAAUUAGAAUUGAACAUAGAGCGAACGCAAUCACGGUUAAACCGGUCAGAUUUACUAGUCGCAGCGCUGAGCGACGAACAACAGAGAUGGGAAAACAGUUUGAAGACGUACUCUCGACGUCUCUUGACCAUAGCUGGAGACACAAUAAUAGCAGCUGGAAGCAUCACCUAUCUGGGUCCAUUUACGGACGACUAUCGUAAGGAGAUAACCCUUUCAUGGUUACAUGAGUUAACGCAACACAACUUAGGACAUUCACCGAAUUAUUCCUUAAGCUCUGUGUUGGUCGAUCCUUCUGAGCUGCGGUUGUGGAAUGUCUGUGGUCUGCCCGGGGAUUCGUUUUCAACAGACAGUAUGAUAAUCGCGACAAGAGCAAGUCGAUGGCCGCUGAUGAUAGACCCUCAAGGGCAGGCAAACGAAUGGAUCAAGGCUUUAGAAGCAGACAACUCUCUAAGGACAUGCAGAAGUACAGAUUCCAUCGAUGACCUGACGGACGUGAUUGUCGAUGCUGUCAGACUGGGUGGUGCAGUUUUAAUCGAAGGCCUCGAGGAACACAUAAACCCUGCACUCAGACCCGUGCUGGAGAACGUCACGUUUUUACGAGAUGGAUGUCUUUUGACGCGAAUCGGAAAUGCCGACGUAGAAUACGACAGUAAGUUCAGAUUCUACAUGACGACCAAAAUAUCAAAUCCUCAUUACCAACCAAACGUGUGGAUAGCCGUGACGAUAGUAAAUUUUAUGGUAACGCCGAAGGGAUUAGAAGAUCAGUUAUUGAUUGACGUCGUACGAUUAGAAAGGCCCGAUUUAGAAGAAAAACGGACUGAAACAAAUUUGAUUAUAAAUAACGACAAAAAUCUAUUAAAAGAAAUGGAAGAAAAAACGUUGAGAAUGCUAUACAUGUCAGAGGGAAACAUUUUAGAUGAUGAAGAACUCAUCGAUACACUCAACAACAGCAAGGAAUCGUCAAUUAUUAUCGCUGGGCGUUUGAUUGAUGCGGAAGAAACGGAAAAAAGCGUCAAUACUGCACGAGAGCGUUACCGAGCGAUAGCAAAACGAGGUUCAUGUCUUUAUUUUGUUGUGGCUCAACUAUCUGAGAUCAACAUUAUGUAUCAAUUUUCAUUGAACUAUUUUAAAUCUGUACUUUGCAAUGUAAUAAAAAACAGUAGCAAAUCGAUUAAAACCGACGUGAAAUUGCCAACCAUGAUCGAAGAUAUUACACUGGCAAUUUAUUCGAAUAUUUCUAGAGGCCUGUUUGAACAUCAUAAAUUAAUAUUCAGUUUCUUGCUCACUAUCAAUGUUAAUUUACAAAUCGGUAAAGUCACCAAUGCCGAAUGGAAUUUUUUGGUUCAUGGACCUGCGACUUCAGUAAAAAAACACGUCCCGGAGAAACCAAUGGUAUUGGCAUUGACGGAAGAUGUAUGGAAAACUGUAAACUACAUGACCGAAGUGUUUCCUAAGUUUAAAAGUCUUUCGGAAAACUGCACUGGACGUAUAAAAAUCAAACUUGGCGAUUUCGCUCUAAAUAUUCAUUUAGAUCCCGAAAAUAAUAACCCAGCAGUAAAUUGGGAUUCAAUUUUGAAUCCAUUUGAAAAACUUAUGAUUAUAAGAGCAUUUAAAGAAGAAAAAUUAGUUUGCGCGAUCUCUAAUUACGUUAUCGUCGAACUCAGUAAAAAGUUUGUCGAAAGUCUGGAAGUUUCUCAUCGUUUAUUGUACAACAAUACAUCUUCGAAAUUACCGUUAAUUUUCAUACUCAGUCCAGGUUCAGAUCCAUUUAAGUCUUUCCAAAAGUUUUCAGCGGAAUUCGGAACAAUAGAUAAGUUACAUACAAUAUCUCUAGGCCAGGGCCAGGGACUUAUUGCAGAAAAGCUAAUAAAAGAUGGCAAAGAACAAGGGAACUGGGUUUUCUUACAAAAUUGUCAUUUAGCACCGUCGUGGUUGCAUCACAUGGACAAUUUAGUUCAAGAACUGAUCAAUAACCCAUUGAAUGUCAACCAAAAUUUCCGAUUGUUCUUGAGUUCAGUGCCGUUAAAAACUUUUCCUACUUUUGUCCUACAAAAUUCGUUGAAAGUUACUAUUGAACCACCAAAAAGCUUGCGGGCAAAAAUGAAAAAAUGUUUUGCAAAUAUGAAUAUAGAUUUUUUUGAAGACAAUGCUUUUGGAUCUGAUUGGCGAAAAAUGGUAUUCGGGCUAUGUUUUUUCCACGCUGUCAUAUUAGAAAGAAAGAAAUUCGGAUCACUUGGAUGGAACAUACCGUACGCGUUUACUGACUGUGACCAAGAAUACGCUAUGCAAUUAUUACAUACGUACUGCUUAACUGCAAAAAAAAUAUCCUGGGAAGCCUUGCAAUGCAUCACUGUUGAGAUAAACUAUGGUAGCAAAGUUAACGAUUAUUGGGAUCAGAAAACUCUGAAUACGAUACUAUUGAAUUUCUUAGGACCUCGUACACUUGAUUCAAAUUAUAAAUACUCUGAGUCUGGCGUUUACAUUUGCCCGGAAACAGAAAACUGUACCACGAUCGAUAACUAUAAGAAAUUUAUUGAUAAACUACCACUAACCGAAGAACUAGAAAUAUUCGGAAUGCACGUUAAUGCCAACAUAGCGUAUCAAGCUAAAGAAACACAAGAAGCGUUACGUACAAUCGUUUGUGUCUACCCGAAAUCACUAACAGUACCUGCUUGUAAACCAGAUGACGAAAUCGUUAUAGACGUAGCUGUCGAUAUUUCCAAAAGACUCACUAACUUUAUAGAUUUUCAUCAAUCCCAUUUUACAAUAUUAAAACCAGACGAAAAAGGACGAUUGCCACCAUUAUCUUCAGUCUUAUCACAAGAGAUCGAACGUUUUAAUACAUUACUCGACGUCGUGCACAAUACUUUAAUUGACCUACGUGAGGCUAUCGAAGGACAUACGAUAAUGUCUAGAGAAUUAGAAACAGUUUACUGGUCAUUCGUGAAUAAUACUGUACCGACAAUGUGGCAGAGCAGAGCGUAUCCCUCGCUGAAGACAUUAGGUAGUUGGAUCAAAGACUUGAUAUUAAGACUUGACUUUAUUAAUAUCUGGACAAAAUUUGGAAGUCCUCCUUCUUACUGGAUAUCUGGUUUGUAUUUUCCACAAUGUUUUAUCACCGGAUGUCUUCAAAGGCACGCUAGGAAAUACAACAUACCCGUCUAUAGCUUAAAAGUCGAUUUUGAGCUUACCAGUACUGUUCUGGCACAAGAGGAAAUAUCUGCCAUGCACUCAACCAGCUUAAAAGAAGAAACUCAAGUUUAUAAAGGUUUGACGGAAAGAGAUGAUGGUGUUUACAUCCACGGGCUGUUCCUAUGCGCUGGACGCAUCGACUUGACCAGCAAACGUCUCGUGGAUCCCAUUCCCGGUGACUUGUACUCUCCCCUACCAGUUGUACAACUAAUUCCAUCCGUAGAAAUAGACGAAAAAAAGGUUACGAUAUAAUUGUCCUGUGUAUAAUACCACAGCUCGAACAAAUGUUUCUUCAACCACUGGACAUAGUACACAUUUUGUGAUUGCCAUGUUAUUGCCGACAGAGAUUCCGGAGAGCUAUUGGAUUCUUAAGGGAACCGCUCUAAUUGCUCAAAUAUAAAAUUAAUAAAUUUCUCAUUCCUUCUAAUCAUAUCAUAUCAUAUCGCAUUCGAAAUAUGUGUUUACAUUUUAAACAUUGAUCAGUUGAUGAGUCAUAUUUAUUUUUAUUCAUAAUAUAAUAACAUCAUAUUAAUCUGUAAAUCGUUAAUCCGUACUUCACGGAUCCAUUAUCGUUAAAUUUUAAAACAUAUUAUUACACUAAUACACUAUUAUAGUAUUAUGGAAGUAUUUUAAAUUGUUGUGUACGUCAUUGUAUAGAUAAAAAUCUCCUGGUCGAUUCAAUUAUAUAUAGGUUUUGCGUAAGAUCUGCCAGAGAUAGUGAUAUUUUUAAAUAAUUAGUUCAAGACAAAAUCAAUAGAAAUUGCAAAUGAUUGUUUAAUUUAAGUAAAUCACAAGUUAAAAAUAAUAUAUUAUGUGUAUGAGUGGCAUGAGAUUGA
This is a messenger RNA of Acyrthosiphon pisum (pea aphid), 4304 nucleotides long. Its product is annotated as dynein heavy chain 6, axonemal-like. Gene Ontology annotation, molecular function: dynein intermediate chain binding; minus-end-directed microtubule motor activity; dynein light intermediate chain binding. The coding region runs from base 205 to 3720 and encodes 1171 amino acids. The transcript is spliced from 13 exons. The record is from RefSeq and is a predicted model, not a curated record. Gene Ontology annotation, biological process: microtubule-based movement. Gene Ontology annotation, cellular component: dynein complex. Lineage: Eukaryota; Metazoa; Arthropoda; Insecta; Hemiptera; Aphididae.